GUCUUAUGGAGCAGCUCAUCUCUGAUCGUGGUAGCCAGUUCGCCAGUGAAACCACCCGGACGCUACUCACCAAACUCGGGGUCAAGUCGUCGCUCAGCACCUCCUACCACCCCCAGACUGAUGGCCAAACGGAACGCUUCAACCAGGAACUGGAACAAUAUCUGCGCGCAUUCUGCAACUUCCGCCAGGACGAUUGGGUUGACUGGCUCCCACUAGCCCAGUUUGCUCACAACUCUCAAAUUCAGGCGUCCACUGGCAAGUCGCCAUUUGAGCUGCUUUAUGGCUUCACGCCGCGUGCCUACCCCCAGCUCAAUCCCGCCGCACGCUUCCCACAUCUUCGGGACCGGCUACGUCAUCUCGAGUCAGUGCGCGAGGAGGCCCAGGCUAGCCUGCGGAUCGCUGCGGAACUUAUGAAGGACCACCACGGCGUCCCUGAGGCUACCUACAAGCCAUUCAAAGUCGGUGACAAGGUCUGGUUGGAGGGCAAGAACCUCAAAUCCGUUCGACCGAAGGCAAAACUUGAUGCCAAGCGGCACGGGCCGUUCACCAUCACGGAGGUCCUCGGCAACCCGGAGACUGCCAUCAACUUCCGUCUGGAUAUCCCCAAAACCUGGAAGUGUAUCCAUCCGGUCUUCCACGCUCAACUCCUCACCCCAUACGUGGAGACGCCCGAGCACGGCCCUAACUACACAGAAGAGCUGCCUGAGCUGGUCGACGAUGAGGAGGAGUAUGUGGUAGAGGCCAUCCUGAACGGCCAAGAGACUAGGAACAAGCGUGGAUUCGAGUACCUCGUCAAAUGGGAGGGCUACCCAGACACGGUGAACCUAUGGCGCCCAGCAUCUGCCCUCAAGAAUGCCAAGGAUGCUAUAGAUGAGUACCACAAAUGUCAUCCUCGAGCACCACGCCCAAAAAAUUACCAGGGACCAUAA
This is a messenger RNA of Peniophora sp. CBMAI 1063, 929 nucleotides long. Lineage: Eukaryota; Fungi; Basidiomycota; Agaricomycetes; Russulales; Peniophoraceae. The record is from the annotation of a GenBank genome assembly.